UUAUUACUGAACAUUUUUGAGUUUGACUUAAAUGACUGAGCCAUAUUUCCUGUUAGGCCUUGUAGGCCCAAGCACUUUAAUUUAAUUUUUGUGUUGUACAAUGAAAAGUGUCUAGUCCUAUAGUUUCAUAGAGCCAACUGCAAUCUGUCUUGUUGUUGUAGCCUAAGUGGGUUAAUUUUAACCUGCCUUUAUUUGGUAGCCUGUUUUGUUUUAGUCUUUUUAGAGGCAUAUAAGCCUAAGGGUCUCUAUUUGUUCUGUGUUUUCUUUCUAAGCAGUUAGGCUAUGUUUAGCCUAUAUGCUGUCUGUCAUCCUUUCUUGCAUUGUCUUGAGCCUUCACUUUGCUUAUUAUAAGCUAUAUUGGAUAGCCCACAGUCAUUAUGCUACAUCAUAUCGCCCUCUACUGGAUGUAAAAUGCUCUGCAGUACAUUUUUUUUCAUUUUAGAAUGUUAAGUUCUACAUCUGUAGUUAUUUUGGUGAAAGUAACUCAAAAGUAAUACAGGAGUAAUAUAAUGCAUUGCAAUUCUGAGACAGUAAUAUUAUAAGGUAAAGAAUUACUUUUAAAUAACAGUAACAAGUAAUCUAUAAUGUAUUACAGUUUGGAAGUAACUUGCACAACACUGCGUCCAUCUCGCGAAUGUUCAGUCUUCUUCUGCCAUCUUCACCCAUUAUCCGCUUUUCCAUUGGCCAGCGCGAGCACAGAGGCCGAAAUCAUGCCUCCUGUAAAACACUGCGGUCACGACUAAAUGACAGACCAAUUUUAAUUUUUAAACUGUAUUUGUCAUAACUUUGGCAUAUAAUUAUUAAAGAAUAAAACAGUAAAAGAACAUGAAAAUCACCACAGUGGUUCUUGGGGAGAUGUAGAACAAGAAUCAGGUGGAGUUUGCAGAAAAUAAUUUGAUUUCAUAUUUUUAUUAAUUUUUAAAAUAUGUCUGUAUAGAGAGGUAAAUUGUGUAUGACUUUGACAUAUAAUUAUUAAAGAAUAAAACAGUAAAACAACAUGAUAGUAGUUGGGAACAUGUAUAACAAGAAUCAGGUGAAGUUUGCAGAAAACAAUUUGAUUUCAUAUUUUUAUUAAUUUUUAAAAUAUGUCUGUAUAGAGAGGUAAAUAGUGUAUGACUUUGACAUAUAAUUAUUAAAGAAUAAAACAGUAAAACAACAUGAUAGUAGUUUGGAACAUGUAUAACAAGAAUCAGGUGAAGUUUGCAGUAAACAGUUUUAUUUUAUUUAUUUUUUAAUGAAUUUAAAAAAAAAAAAAUUCUACCGACACUAAACACCUACCACGCAACCUCAUGUAGACGCGCAAUACAUUUUAAGCAUAGAUGGCGUGACCGCAGUUGUAAACCCCGCCCUAAACACGUCUUCACUGGACUAUGUCAUACAAUACAAAGUGACACCAGCGAGAGGGAGAUGAAUGAAAUAAAUCGCUAAACAAACAUAUCAGAAACUGUCAUUUAGUCUUUAUUUACAAACUCGUGGUCUUGCUGUUUUUUUUUUUGUUUUGUUUUUUUUGAACAAUUAAAGUUUGGGCUAAAAGUGUGUUGUAACGCAACCGUUACUGAACAUGUACCGAGUAAAAUAUUACUGAAAAUUGAUUAGUAAUGCCUUACACUACUGCGUUACAGCAAAAAAUAACACAUUACUGUACUCCCAACACUGAUUAAGUGUAAAAGGAAGAACAGUAGAGAAAGAAACCACAAAACAGAAAGAAUAUAGCUAUUUUUAAAAAAAUAAAUAGCAUCUUAUGACCCCUUUAAGGGUGAGGUGUGAAUUCAUGUUUUCUCUAUAUUUUUUACUUUAAUUGCAUCAUGCUUGUUUGAGAAGAAAAUACAUUAUAUAUAGCAGGUAAAAGGGAAGCUUUAAUUUUUGGUUUACAGAAAGGGAGGAGUCAACAUAGCCCCUGUUCUUCAAGCAGUCAUAACUCAGAUUCAGCAUUUCCAGACAAGAAAAUCUGAUGAUGGAGCUUAGAUUAGGCUUCAAUUCAACAUCUAACAGCACUGCUGUGGGUUCAGAACAGAUCGCUCCUGCUGUAGUUCUGGGUUUGUGCUGUUUGGUGGGUUUGCCAAGCAAUAUCACAGUAAUCAUCAGCAUUGCUCGUGAGUGGAACAAACAUUUGAGCUUUACCUUAAAACUAAUACUAAACCUUGCUGUCUCUGAUGCUUUGACCCUUUGCUUGGCUCCUGUGGUGCUGUGUGGAAUACUGUUUGGAUGGAAACUCGGCCUUUUGUUUUGUAGGAUCUUAUUCUUCUUGGGUCACUGGAGUCUGUAUGUUGCUGUCCUGACGGUCACCUCCAUGAGUGUGCACCGUUAUCACAAUGUCAUCAAGUCCAGAGUCACUAACAGGAUGAUACUGCACAGACUGGAGAGACGGCACAGGCACCUUCAGCUGAUUAGCAUCUGGAUUCUAGCCUUUGUUUUUGCCCUACCAAUAUUUUUCACUCGAGAACUCAAAGACAAGGAUGGACUGCAAAGAUGUCAGAAGACAAUGGAGUCACAGUCUGUAGUAGUGACUGUUUUGCUUCUUCAAAUCCUGUUGGGGUUCGUCAUCCCAUUUUUGAUCAUGUUAACAUGUUAUCUCUGGUUGCAUAAAUUUUUGAGCCAAAAAGCCAAGAGCUCCAAUCUAACUAGAGCUCCACAGAACCAGGAACCCAGAAAUCAGGGGCCAAAGUUUAGGACUUACAAGAAGAGACUUGUGGUCAGCAUCGUUGUGGCUUUCUUUCUGUUUUGGACUCCUGUGCACAUUAUCAAUGUGAUUGAUAUAGUUACUAUUCUGACUAAAACUUCUCAUCCAGACGUUCAUUCCCAACUGAAGUCCUUCCGUAGAGUUUAUGGUGACACAAGCAAGACUCUGGCUUUGCUAAACUGCUGUCUGAAUCCUUUUCUCUAUGUUUUCUUUUCAAGGAAUGUCAUAAAGUGUAGUAAGUAGAACCCCCCCAUUGUUUAUUUCACAGUUACAAAUUCAACUAAUUAUUUUUGAGUUGUAAACUUUGUCUGCUAACAAAAUUGAGAUCGGUUUGCUUUAAAAAUUUCUUCUCUGUUGUAAAAAGCAGCAUGUAUGCAAUCUUUUAUCUUUGCUAUG
Messenger RNA from Ctenopharyngodon idella (grass carp), 3076 nucleotides. RefSeq names its product leukotriene B4 receptor 1-like. Gene Ontology annotation, biological process: immune response; G protein-coupled receptor signaling pathway. Gene Ontology annotation, molecular function: G protein-coupled receptor activity. Gene Ontology annotation, cellular component: membrane. NCBI's taxonomy places the organism in Eukaryota, Metazoa, Chordata, Actinopteri, Cypriniformes, Xenocyprididae. The record is from RefSeq and is a predicted model, not a curated record. The transcript has a single exon. Bases 1952 to 2923 code for a protein of 323 amino acids.